Messenger RNA from Colletotrichum navitas, 1707 nucleotides. RefSeq lists its product as uncharacterized. Lineage: Eukaryota; Fungi; Ascomycota; Sordariomycetes; Glomerellales; Glomerellaceae. The transcript has a single exon. The record is from RefSeq and is a predicted model, not a curated record. The coding region runs from base 1 to 1707 and encodes 568 amino acids.
AUGGCGGAACUGGACCCGAAUGCGUGGUACCGCCUUUCGGAAACGCGCGUCGACAACAGCACUGGUCCAUUCGCCCUCAACCUCAUCCUCCGGGAUGUCGGCCUGCGAGUCCAUCCCAUGACUGACGGCACCGCCGCCUGGCAGUUCCAACCCUUUGGCGAGGUCAAAGGUCGUUACCUCAUGCGCCUCGACCAGGCGGGCGUGAAGCAGCAGCUGGGAGUGUGUUACGAUGCGAGCGAGCCCGCUGUCGGGGCCACUGUGGCGUGCCUGCAGGAGUCAUCCGUCAGCGACUCUCAGAUUUGGGAAAUAUCACCAUGGAGCGGAAGAUCGGGGGAAUACAAGUUCGUCAACGUCGCCAACGGCACCGGCUACGUGCUCGACGUGCAUCCCAAGGCCAAUCUGUUCAUGAACAAAGACGUCGAGGGCUCGGCGGGCGUUGCGGCGACGCAGCCUGCGCAGCACUGGGUUAUCUCAAGCGUCAGCCCCGUCAACGAUGGGGCCUAUUCGACCAUCUACUCCGCCAACGUCGCCGUGAGCACACAAUCGGCGACGCUCUCUACGGCUUCGGAGACGACCUCGGCCGCGGCAACUACGUCUGCCCUGACGACCACAGCCGUAUCGCAAACAGGCACAGCGACAUGGACCGACGGAGCGAGCAUGUCAUCCGCAGCGGCGGUAUCGACAUCGAGGGGCGUCUCCCCCGCUGCCGGAGCGGGAAUAGGCGUCGGGGUUGCGAUCGGGGUUGUGGGCUUGAUCGGGGCUAUCGCCUUCUAUUGGUGGCGGCGCCAGCAAGCUGCCACCACGCAGUACAGCGAGGUCGACGCAAAGAACCGUGGCAGCCCCGGCGCGGGAUCUUCCUCGGCAACUGGGUCUCUGGAGGAUGGAAGCGACGCACUGCCGUAUGGGGUGCAACGGGCCGAUGCGAGCUAUCCGGGAUACUCCGGCGGGUUUCCUGCAACCUCGAGUUACCCGGUACCGGUCAGAGGUGGAGUGUCACCGGUGACAAUACCCGCUACCGCGACAUCUCCAUCAGAAUCCCGCAGCUUGCGCUCUUGGUCACAGCAUGCACCCGCGAGUGGGCUCGCGGUACCCCCGGCGGUGCCUCGUCACCAGUUCGACCAUCCCGAUAUACACAACGAGUUUGCGCCGGCUCCCUCGAACCCAUCUUUGGAAUCAACAUCGCACUUUGGCUUCUCGACAGCCGCUUCGUCGCAAGCCAACUCUACAACGAAUCUCAACGACCCUGACCCCCUUCCAAGCGCACACGAGCUGGAAGUAGCCGUGCGAGAUGUGCCUCGGCGCCAGCAUGAACUCGGUGAUUUCCAUCACGGACCGGAAACAUUUGAUACCGGUGUUGAGGCGCGACCGGACCGGACUCCGGCUUCCCACGCCGAGCUGGGCGCCUUCCAGCACGGCCCCGACACAUUUGCGCAAAGCCACGAGGCCAAGAUGCUCGGGUUGCCCAAGGCGGAGCUCGGCUCGUACCACCACGGCCCCGAUACUUUUGCGGACGGACACGAAGACAAAAUGCUCGGUGGCUGUCCUCCGGGCGCCGAGAAAUUCCAACGCGAACGGGAAGACAAGGUGCUGGGGAGCUUCCACGAGGUGAUGAACAUGGCGCCGAACGGACGGAGCGGUCGGCAACCCGGUCCCUCGGACGCCCCGGGGCGGCAGACAUACGAGAUGCAGUCGAUUGGGCCACGGUAA